CCGUCCCCUCCCUCUCCCGAACCACGACCGAUUAAUAUCGACGCGAGCCACCGCCACCUUCUUCACAGUGCCGCGCUGUGGACACUCUUGACCGCUCUGCAGAAAACACAUUCUCGACUCCACCUGGUAUCGCGGCGUCGCGGAGUCGCAGACAACGCGCAGCAAGGUACCUGUACCUUAGUUCUCGAGCAGGGCUGUUUGUGUGCGGUGGAAAUCCCCAAAGUGCGAGACCAACAGGGCAGGGCAAGGCAGCCACCGACAGUCAACCUGGGCCAACGUGUCGCAGCAAUAACUAGGCCUACCUCCUACUACUGUACGUGACACAGACCGUGGACCGGCUUUCCGGGUCCCAACUGUCGACAGUCGACGGGCGGCGGGUGUAACAAUCCCACUCACAUGCCGCACGCAGCCCAAAAACGCUCCCUCGACACAAAAAAUCUUUCGGCAGCUGGAGCGCGACGACUGUUGGAACGUCUCCCAAUGAGCUGCUAGUCGCUGGUCUGCAAAGAGCAGCAACGCCCACAUCUUUCUCUCUCUCUUCACUCUCUUAAAGUGUCCUGCCUCCCAAUUGUCGACGAGGUUUUUUUUGUACUUGGUGCAUGCAUGCAUGUACAUCACGCGCGUAAACACGUCCACUCGCUGCUCUGUUUGACCACCACGACGCCCUAACGCCCCGAUUCCGCUUCAUGGCGCCCUCCAGCAAAAAUGCGAAUCACGCCUCAAGCCACGCCUCGUCUAAUGGCGACACCUCCGCACCCCUCGCCGACUACUUUUUCAUUGCCGGCAUUGAAUCGCCGCAGGUGUACGACGAGAAGUUGGCCGCCCUCGUUCCUACUGCACCUGUGGAAGAGACGAUCGACGAAGACCGCGAACUGGCCAUUGAUACUUCCGCCCAAGGACGACCCACGACGCCAGGCUCUCCGAAUGAUGUGCAGAAGCGGGCGAGAUAUAGCUUCGAAGGGCGAAAGAGCGUGGGCAGCAUCAUCAAUGUGACCGAAGACAAACUGCCUGCCAGCAACCGCAGCAGUACGACAAUCAAGGCGGGUACCAUUGGGGGUUCAGGUCUGAGCGACGAUGCGUUUGAAGAGGCACUUAAGAAGUUCGCUUCGGAACGGGAUAGCUUCCUCGAGGACAUACAUGUGGCAGCAGGCGCAGUAAUCAGAGAGACACCAGCAAAGUCGCGAGUGCAACGGCCAAAGACGGUGCGCGUCACGCAAGAUGAAAACUCUCUGGGCGGCGGCCUCAAGAGUGGUGUUGGCAGCUUACGGCGAAGGCUCUCCACCAUGAACAGCACGAAACGCGCCUCUUCGGUGAUGAGCAGAGGUUCUGCACGGCAGUCCAAGAGGCUGAGUGGCUAUAACUCUGUCAUACCCGUGCCACAGCCUUUUCAGACGCCUGCAGACAUGCACCCUCUCAAGAGACGCUACGAACCCGUCCUGCUCGAUCGCUAUCCCACCAAGACCAUGUUCGACGAAUCGAAACGAAGGACUCCAUUCCCGGACUAUGUCCCCAUGUUUGUAUUCCCCAACGAUGUCACGGUGGUAUCUUCAGACGAGCGACCCCGGUCAUCGUGGCAUGGUUUCACCAUGACGAAUUCGGACAACAGCAGGCUUCAUGGCGUAUGCGUGACCAUGUGGGUGCCAUUGAGCGAUGCAGCGUCCGAAGGGCUCGAGAAGCAGUGUGAUGAUUGGAGAAAGGCAAACAUGAGCAACGAAGAGCGGGAGCUGGCCGCCAGUCUGGGAGAGCGCCUGUCUUCGGAGAGAGCGAAACUCAGUCGACUCUUGUCCGAGCUCCCGCAUCACGAACUGGGCUCCGAGGCACGAGAAGCACUGGAGGAGGACAUCAGUGCCGUGGAGGAGAAGAUUGGGCUGAUGACGGAUCUGCUCCGACCGGUACGACAUGGCGCUGCAUCCAAGAUCGAUGGCCUGACCGAAGGAGACACGGGCUUCUGGAUUCCCCGCGCCUACGGUGUUCUGGGACGCGACGGAGGCCUCACGAGCUUCUGGAAAGAAUGGCUCAAGGCUGUCAUCGUGCCCAUGACCAAUGGCGCGAUUCUGCGAGUGCCGCCCAGCUCUCCGAAGACUGGGCUGUGGCAGCCCCUGGAGCGUUAUGUCUGCAAUCUGUGCAUCGAAGCACUCAGCCCCAUCACGUCCAUCACGCAGGUCGAAGUCGCCAUUCGAGAUCUCCGGCUGUACGCGAGAAAGGCAGCCAUCAACGAGAUUCCGGGCUCUCGCAACACCGAUCUGUACGCGUUGUUCCGCUGCCUCUCGAUCCCCAACAUCAUCGCUCUCUUCGAGUAUGCACUGGCAGAAUCUAGGAUCAUUCUGCUUUCGUCACAUACUGCGAUGCUCCAGCUCGCAUCUGCAGCACUGCAGAGCAUCCUCUACCCACUCAAGUGGACCGGCGUGCUCAUCCCUGUACUGCCAUACCGGCUGAUACAGGCACUGGAGGCGCCGUGUCCGUAUAUUGCAGGCGUCGAAAAGCGAUAUGAGAAACUCGAGAUCCCCGAUGACGACUACUGUCUCGUCGAUCUCGAUGAAAACACCAUCACUAGUACUGACUACCAAACGCAACUACCGCGACCGCAAAGGAGGAAGCUUCAAGCAUUGCUGCAAGCUGCGGCACCACACCACACGCGCUUCGGUGUACCGUUCGGCCCUCCGGCGUACGCCAUCGAAGCGUUCCCAUACGACGCCUUCUCAUCAGAGAACCCUCAGAUCUUCAACCCGAACCCUGUGCCCUCCACGUUGGCCAACUAUGUCAGCGAAAGCUCGACCACCUUUGGCGACGCAUCGAGCCUCACAGCGACUUCGAAAGCCACGGUCUUGAAUGCCUUUUUGGAGCAGCGACCGAGCUCAGGGAACGGAAGCGACAGGCCAUCCACCAGCUCCACGGGUGCGAUGAGCCACUCUUCGGGAGCUUCGCCGCCAUCUCCGAUCACGAUGCCAUCGCCUGUGUCUGUCAACUUCCCCAGCACACCGGUCUCACGAAAUGACUCGGGCUUUGCGCUUCAGGCCUCGUUACGAGAGAAGCGGUCGGGCCACUUUGCGGACGGCAUGAGUCGACGCAAUUCCACGUUUGGCAUGGAUCGUAUGAACACGGUCAGGAGGCCGAGUGCGCCUGUUCCGGGACAUCAGCCGCCUCCUGCAGGCAUGGGACACCACCCCAGCAUGUCCACGUCCACUCUGGGAGGAGGGCUCUCGGCUUCGAACUAUGCUCCGAGCAUAUAUGCACAGAGCACACUUGCCGCCAGCACCAUCUUGCAGCCCACCACGGCACAACCCGUGCGAGAUAACCCCACUACCAGAUGGGUGGAAGGCCAUUGCUUGCAGAAAAAGCUGGCCGAUAAAAGGUCAUUGUGUAAAAUUUGCGAUGAGCGAUGCGAUGAAGACGUCUUCAGGUGCAAUGGUUGUGGCAUUAUUGUGCACGGGCGGUGUGCGUCCAUGGUGUGUAUCGUCUGCCCUGUUGCUUUCCGUGCAGACCAGGUACGCGCCGCGUUUGUGCGAUGCUUCGCAUCACUCUUCUACACCUACCGGCGCUAUAUGCAUCCCGCUUCGGGAGAACGGAGGAAGCAGGGACUCAUUUACCACUUCAACAUGGACCAGUUCCUGAAGAGUGUCCCACACGGAGACAGCGACUAUAUGAAUAUGCUGCGGCAAACACAAUCCUUCAAUGAAUUCAUACACGAGCGCGAGUCGACCCGAGCCGAGGACCCGAGCAUCAAACUGUUCGACGAGAUCAUCCUUUCCAAGCGAAACCGCGGGCACAGGAGCCUCUUCUCCAAGUCCAACACGGAUUUCCUGAGUGACACUUCGGACCACCUCUGGCGUUCCGCAUCAGCAUCACCUCCCACCGGCCGAUUUCCUGGUGACAUCAGGACAGUCACGGGACGGACUCCCAGCAAACUGGAUCCCACACUGAUGAAAGAGCCUCGCAGCAUACAAGGCGCACCCCGGCUGAGCCAAGCGAGGACGAAAAGGAAGCCGGUAUCCAGCAUGCUCGGUCUGAGCUCUCUGAUUUCGGACCAGCCCUAGGAGGGCGUAGUUGCCGAGCAGCAAAAGGCAGAAGAGCAAGCGAAGCACAAGGAGAACUUGGACCCGAUUCCCGCAAUGAACUCCAUUGCCGAAUAGCCACCAUCCACUCUCAUUCAACUACCCCUCUAUUGAUUUGGAAAUAGUGAACACGAUCCUAUGGUGCGGUGCAUUCACGGGGAGUCCAGAAGGAAUGAGGCAUUGGGAUUGUAUAGUAUGGGCCGGGCAUUUUUCCACGAAUCGGCAUUUUCACGAGCAUAUGCAACAGAAAGGUGGUGUGGCCAAUGAUCAAGUCCAAGACCAAGUCCAAGAAAAUGGAGAGGGAGGGGAAGAGCAAGCAGAAGGAGAAGUUGCAGUAGUAGUAGUUGUUGUUGUUGUAGAAGUGCAAUUGGGCAUAAACGUGCAUGUAUAGUAUUAGUAGUAGUAUUAGAAGAAGAAGAAAGAGGAAAUUCACG
Sphaerulina musiva SO2202 is the source of this 4486-nucleotide messenger RNA. RefSeq names its product dDENN domain-containing protein. Gene Ontology annotation, cellular component: cytoplasmic vesicle. The record is from RefSeq and is a predicted model, not a curated record. Gene Ontology annotation, biological process: regulation of Rab protein signal transduction. The transcript has 3 exons. Bases 687 to 4034 code for a protein of 1115 amino acids. Lineage: Eukaryota; Fungi; Ascomycota; Dothideomycetes; Mycosphaerellales; Mycosphaerellaceae.